Macrosiphum euphorbiae (potato aphid) is the source of this 846-nucleotide messenger RNA. NCBI's taxonomy places the organism in Eukaryota, Metazoa, Arthropoda, Insecta, Hemiptera, Aphididae. The record is from the annotation of a GenBank genome assembly.
AUGGAAACUAAUAAAUUGGUGGCAAAUCAAUAUGGGUCGAAUAGCUAUCGAGACUCUUACGAUCCUACGUAUAAUGUUGGUGCCUACGGUGGAUUUAAACAAGAUGAUGGUAAGGUUAUUGGUAUUCCUGCAGGAUCAACUAUCACUAAUGGUCCUGGAUUUGGAGUGAACUAUUCGCCUGCUUAUGGUCCUUACAACUGGCCGGUAGAGAACACACCUAUUAUUGAGCAUCAUAAACUGACAUCGCACCAACCAACACCGAUUACAAAUAGUCCUACACUAGAAAGCAUGACUCCAGACACACGCCAGAGCCAGAUUCCGCAAAAUAAAAUAGUGAUACCGAUACCAAAUGAUUUUUUAAUCGAUUGGCGUAAAAUGUUUAUAAUAGCACUCGGUAAAUUGGUGCUGGUCAAGCUAAAAGCGUUUUCUGUCAUAAAAAUAUUAUUAUUUCUAAUGUUUAAACUCAAAUUUAUCAUGGUAAUAAUAUCUGCGUUCAAGUUUAUAUUACUUUUUAAAUUUAUAAAAUUCUUCAAGGUGUUAUUACCAUUAUUCCUUUUACCACUGUUUCUUAUUAUGCUGCUCUCUCCCUUAUUUUUUAUUUCGAUAUAUUCUAUUCCGGAACGCAUAGUCCAAUUGUUAAGGAUGCCAAUGGGCGCACCGGCAACUCCAGCGGCCAUGCCUGCGCCUGUACCAGCACCAAGUAAUCCAGCACCAAUUAAUCCAGCACCAAGUAACCCAGCGCCAAGUAACCCAGCGCCAAGUAAUCCAGCUCCAAGUAAUCCAGCGCCAAGUAAUCCAGCUCCUUCAAUAAGUGAGUCAGAACUCUUAACGCCACGUCGACAAUAA